Molecule: messenger RNA, 3940 nt
Organism: Chinchilla lanigera (long-tailed chinchilla)
Lineage: Eukaryota; Metazoa; Chordata; Mammalia; Rodentia; Chinchillidae
Gene: Cd47
Product: CD47 molecule
Exons: 11
Coding region: 1-933 (310 amino acids)
Biological process (GO): positive regulation of inflammatory response; positive regulation of cell-cell adhesion; positive regulation of phagocytosis
Cellular component (GO): extracellular exosome; plasma membrane
Molecular function (GO): thrombospondin receptor activity
Source: RefSeq, a predicted model, not a curated record
AUGGAUUAUCCAGGUUCAGCUCAACUCCUGUUAAAUAAGACCAAAUUUGUAGAAUACACCAUUUGUAAUAAAACUGUUGUCAUCCCAUGCUUUGUUAUUAAUGUUGGGGCACAAAGCACAAAAGAAAUGUAUGUAAAGUGGAAAUUUAAUGGAACAUAUAUUUUCAACUAUGAUGGAAAUCAAAAUAAUUCUACUGCAAAUGUGAACUUCUCAAGUGCAAAAAUUGCAGUCUCAAAAUUACUAAAAGGAGACGCCUCUUUGAAGAUGAGUAAGGAUGACAUUAAAGUAGGAAACUACACAUGUGAAGUAACGGAAUUAAGCAGAGAAGGAGAAACAGUUGUGGAAGUGAAGUACCGGAUGGUUUCAUGGUUUUCUCCAAAUGAAAAUAUUCUCAUUGUUAUUUUCCCAAUUUUGGCUAUACUGCUGUUCUGGGGACAAUUUGGUAUUUUAACACUUAAAUAUAAAUCCAAUUGUACAAGUAUGAAAAUCGUUCUUUUACUUAUCGCUGGACUGCUGCUCACGAUCAUUGUCAUCGUUGGAGCCAUUCUUUUCAUCCCAGGAGAAUAUUCAAUAAAGAAUUCUUUUGGACUUGGUUUCAUUGUAAUUUCAACAGGAAUAUUAAUACUACUUCAGUACAAUGUGUUUACGACAGCUUUUGGGAUGACCUCGUUCACCGUUGCCAUACUGAUCAUGCAGGUGCUGGGCUACGUGCUCGCUGUGGUUGGACUUUGUCUGUGUGUCACAGCAUGCGUACCAGUGCAUGGCCCUCUUCUGAUUUCAGGUUUGGGUAUCAUAGCUCUAGCAGAAUUACUUGGACUAGUUUAUAUGAAAUUUGUGGCUUCCAAUCAGAGGACUAUACAACCUCCUAGGAAAGCUGUAGAGGAACCCCUUAAUGCAUUUAAAGAAUCAAAAGGAAUGAUGAAUGAGGAAUAAUUGAAGCAAAGCGAUGAACUCUGGUUUGGAGAGUCAUAAGACGUGAAGGAAUACACUUGUGUUUAAGCACCAUGGCCUUUGAUGAUUCACUGAUGGGAAGAAGAAGAAAAAAAGUAACUGGUUUUCAUCUGUGGGAGAAAAGUCAUUGACCCAUAAAUGAUUAUUCCAGUUUUUAUUCAAAGCAGCUGUAAUUUAGUUAAUAAAAGAAGUAUGGUCUGUGUUUGUAUGCCUAAUUGAGAUAGUUUUCUGUUAUUAUUUUUAUUCCUUUAGGGGCAAAAGUAGGGGGGGCAACUUCCAAGAAUGAUACCUUUCAGAUCCUAGGACCUCAUAACUCCAGGUUUAAAUGGGUUCUGAGUGAGAAUCACCUGGCACUAACCUGGUGGCUACUCAGAGAUACCUGUGAAAAACGGUGGCUUCCAUCAAACAUGAGUAACUCAGGUUCUAGCAGCUUUGGCAGUUACACUGUUAGCUAAAUAAUGUAUCUGCUACUUCAGGUCAUUUGAACGGUGAUUUAAGUAGAGGCAGGAAUUUGGUCGGGAACACCUUGCGUGUACCUGUGUGUGCUGUGAUACUGAUGGAGACAGUGGUCUUCAUUCUUGGGGGUUGCCAUUCACUCAUUCCCCCUUCAACGUACGGUGUGAUAGAUCCUUCCCGGAUUUAGGGUACUUUUAUGAAUGGAUGUGUUUUACUUUUGUUCACGCUACCCUUUGUACCUUGUCUUGUCCCCAUGUCAACUUGCUUCUGCUGUACAAGAUGUAGCACUUUUUCUCCUCUUUGAACAUGGUCCAAUGACAUGGUAGAUCGUUGCAGAAAGGAGCCAGACUUACUCAGCGCACCGUGUUCACACCUCUGAGCAAAAAAUAGCUGUGGUUGUAACAUAUGUGUUCCCUUCCUCUGAUUUGAAGGCAGAAAUCUACAGUGUUUCUUCACUGCUUUUCUGAUUGGAGGCAUGAAAAAGCAAGACUGAAACCCGAACUAUGAGUCUCCUGCAUGGCCGCAUAAUGUGUGUCUCCAUCAGGCCCCAAGGCCGGCCCUCCCUCAGGCGGGCAGUUUGACUCCUGUUGUGUCUCUGUUGCAUGAUGAACACUCAUCCCUGUCCUCCUGUAGUCCCGCCUCCUCCUCUCCUGCCCUAAGAUUGAAAAGUAAAACACUGCCACAUUUCCGACCCCUCCACCCCACCCCCUUAGAAGAAAACUAACGUUCUGACAGUUGUGACCGCCUGGAGUACUUUUAGAUAAAUAGCGCUCGUUUUUUACCUCGUUUGUGAGUGUGUGUUUGUAUGUGCUCAUGUCUAAGGUAGGCACACGCCUCUUCUGUAAGCCCAAAAGUGCAGUACCUACAGGAGAGCCAAUGCUGACUUCGUACUUUUAGUAAAAACAUUUAAAACACAAAGGUCUUUAUUGGGUGGAAUUAUAUUUGAUGCAAAUAUUUGAUCACUUAAAACUUUAAAAACUUCUAGGUAAUUUGCAAAGCUUUUCGACUGCUCACCAGUACUCUCUAAAAUACUAGUAAUUGUUCCUGUUUGUGUAAUAAGACAUUCAUAUUUGUAGUGGCAUUACUAGUAGUUGUUUCUUAGUCCACUAAAUGUUUCCAUGUGCCUCUUUUAUGCCAAAUUUAUUGUAAUAUUUCAUGUUGGGACCAAGUGGUUUGCCCAUAGCAAACGUAAAUUUAUGACCUGCUAAGGCCUCUUGGAAACUGAACAACCUAUCAAAACAGAUCUUUCUGAAGAAAAAUAUGCCUGUGUGUUUUUUUCUCUUCCUCAAUUGCGUAACUGUCCAAAAUACUAGCCUAUGGCGAGGGAGCUGCAUUCCUUUAUACAAAUCUGAUGGCUCCUGCUGCUCUUUUUUCUUCUGAAAAUAUUUACACUUUGCUAAUAUUGUUACUUUAGAAAUCAGUUUUGAUGAAAGGAGGGGAAAAAGCAGAGGGACUUGAAAAAGAUCCAAACUCCUAUUCUCCGUUAAAGAAAGGUAUGAAAAUCUUUAUAGUCCACUUUUUUAUGCACUAAAGUUGUACCUUUUAAUAUAUGGUGAACGCUCCGUUAUUUGGGGUUUAACCCCUGGGUGUGACCAUCUGUUGAUUUCUCCUUAGUGCUGCCUGUCUAUUACGGCAUCCACUGCCCACUCAGUGCCACCAGAGGCAGCAGGGGAGAUGGCAGAGGAAACCAACUCUUCUCUUACUGCUCGUCAAUUUUUCGGGAUGGGGGACCACAGCAGCUGGAGUCUUCUAGCCUGGGCAUCAUUGGGCCAGUUCAUUCUCUUUAAAUCAGACUCAUAAUGGCUCCAAGUUUCUGCCACAUCAGAUUAAAUUGCUAGCAGUGUUUUGAGUAUUAUGUCUGUUUUGCCCCAUAAUACGCUUUUUAUUCAGACCCCCGUUUUUGACCAGUUGUAUUCAUGAUAUGUUCUCAGAGUGACACCGUUUCUCAUUCUCUGCAACCAUCUUUCCAGAGUGCUUGGCCAAAUUCAUUAAUUUUUUUUUCAACACUUCCGCUCCAGCCCUGCAUCCCGCGCCGCAUGUCCUUUGCAGUCUGCCGCGCCCGUCUAGCAGCCUCUUUCAUCUCUUACUUCUCUUCUCUGGUACUUCGUGUAUCUCUGCUUAGCCCUACUGGGGGUUUGUAUUCUCACUCAAUUAAAAGUUGCUGCCCUAGUGAGAGCUUUUCUUUUUUCCCUUCUGUCUUCCUGCGGUGUUGUGUGUACAUCAGACACUCGGUACACAAGUUUGAUGAUUGAGAUCUGGCUGUAUUUAUAUUUCUCACUGUUUUAAUAGGGUGAGCUAAAGAGUUUUCUUUUUUGACAAAUUUCACAUGCUCUGAAAACCAUAAAUGUAAUGAUUUUCCACCUGGAAAUUCCAUGUCCAUACUGUUUCAAUUCUUAAGAAUGUCAAUUUAAAUAAUGGGCCUAGGAUACUGUCAUCAGCUUAGUAAGUGACCAAGAAAAUUAUGAUUUGAGUUGAUAAAGCUCAAAAGUGAUAAGUUUACUCCUCAUCUUAUUAAUAAAAUGUUUAAAAUGUA